This is a messenger RNA of Auxenochlorella protothecoides, 150 nucleotides long. RefSeq lists its product as hypothetical. The transcript has a single exon. The coding region runs from base 1 to 150 and encodes 49 amino acids. NCBI's taxonomy places the organism in Eukaryota, Viridiplantae, Chlorophyta, Trebouxiophyceae, Chlorellales, Chlorellaceae. The record is from RefSeq and is a predicted model, not a curated record.
AUGUGCAGAGUAUCGGUGAGGAGGAAUGGGAGGGUGUUGGGGAAGGACAAGGAUGGGCGGCAGGAGUCGCAAGGCGGGGUGCGGUCGCAUGGGGUCACGCGGCAAGAGGCGGGGCCGCAAGGGGGGGCGACGCGAGGGCACGGCAAGUAA